AUGGGAGUUGAAAUCUUUAUAGUACUCAAGCCCUUCAAGUUCGACACCCUCCCUCCAGGGGCCAUUCUGCCAACUGGCUGGCUCAAAGACCAGCUUCAGCUAUCUACGGAUGGUCUCGGCGGCCACCUGUUUGAUUUCUAUCGCUACGUUGCGGGAUCAACAUGGCUCGGGGGAGACUGGGAGUAUAGCGAGCUGAACGAGGCUUCGCCCUACUGGUUUAACUACAUUGUCCCCCUAGCUUGGUCUCUAAAUGACGCGAGGCUGAAGAAACAGGCCAGAGAGUACUUGGACUAUGUCCUCGACCACCAGGCGGAAGACGGAUGGCUCGGGCCCGAAACAACACGCCAAACUCGAGGUAUCUGGGCUCGAUCUCUGCUCUUGUUUGGCCUGACGCAAUACGCAGAAGCAGAUCCGUCCCAAUCUAAUCGCAUUGUCGACGCCAUGCAUGGUUUCGUCGGCCUCGUGCACACCAUGCUUGACAGUAACUUCACUGGUCUCCUUCAAGAUAAGGCACAGCAAGAUAACUUUGACCCUUAUGGUUUUGGUCUAUCUCGCACCCAUGAAUUGCCCAUCUCUCUUAUGUGGCUGUACGAGAACCACCCACGAGAUCAAGGCGAUAUCAUUCUCGAGACCAUCGAGCUCAUGUUUGAUGGGGGACGCAAAGGCGGUCGAGACUGGACCACGUUCUUCGUUGACGGCGUCUUUCCCAAGCAGGGUACCGGGACAUUUCGCCCAAGUGGCUUCACCCACGGCGUUAACCUAGCUGAAGGCCUGCGUUACCCAACAGUUCUCUAUCGAUACUCUGGAAACGAGAGCCUUGUCCAACAAACACGGAGUGCGGUCGACAUGACAACCAAGUACCAGACGUCGCUCUCCGGAACCAUCAUUGGCGACGAGCACCUGGGUGCCCAGAGCCCCCAGCGAGGGUCUGAGCUCUGCAUGGCUGUCGAGUCCAUCUUCUCGUAUGCCUUCCUUUAUCGGUUCUACGGUGAGAAUGACUACGCAGACAAAGCCGAGCUUGCUGCCUUCAAUGCCUUCCCUGCUGGGGUAAGCGCCGACUGGUGGUCGCACCAGUAUGUUACGCAGACGAACCAGCCCUGGUCUAGAAAUAUGACCCAGAACCCCUUCUUUAACGUUGUAUCCUAUUCAAACACCUUUGGCCUUGAGCCGAACUUCCCGUGCUGCACCGUCAACCAUCCACAGGCCUACCCCAAGUACGUCGCCUCAUCAUACGUCAAGAACGGCGACACUGGGUUGGCACACAUCCUGCUUGGUCCUACUUCUGUUAAAACAAGAAUUAACGGGAAGAAGGUCGAAGUGUCGUGUGAUACGAAUUACCCCUUUUCAUCCACCCUUCACUACAAGAUCGAGACCAAAGUCGACUUUGAAUUUGCAAUUAGAAUCCCUCAGUGGGCGACAUCUAGCGCGUCGCUCAAGAUCAACGAUAGACGCCACAGUCUUCUCUCCCCCGACUCUUCCUCCCUUCAGCACGUGUCCAUACCCAAGGGCAAAACGAGCCUCAUGCUAGAGCUGCCGAUGGAGGUCCGCGUCGAGACACGAAAUUCCUCAGUGGGGAUCUACUACGGCCCCAUUCUCUACGCGCUGGACAUGCCUUAUGUCGAGUCUGAGCACCAGCCCCUCAACUGGACGGAUCGGAAGCCGUUGUCCGACGAAUAUGUCCACCCCAAGGCGCGGGACCACGUGCUCGAGCCGACGGCCCCCUGGCAGUACGCAAUCGAUCCCGAGAGUGUUGUCGUUCAGGAGAAAAAGCUCAAAAAUGGCAAACUUCCGAGCCCGAUAUUCGCGAGGGGUAAUCCUCCUAUGUCGCUGAGCGUGGAUGCGUGGGAAAUCUCAUGGCCCGUGGGCAAGGACACCGCAGACUUGCCACCUAUCAGCCCAGUUGUGGAGAAGGAGAAGAGGACAAGCAUCAAGCUGAUCCCCUAUGGGUCUUCUAAGUUGCAUAUUGCGCAGUUCCCCGUGGCAAAAUUUGAUGAAUAG
Ilyonectria robusta is the source of this 1998-nucleotide messenger RNA. RefSeq lists its product as uncharacterized. Gene Ontology annotation, biological process: carbohydrate metabolic process. The transcript has 7 exons. The record is from RefSeq and is a predicted model, not a curated record. Lineage: Eukaryota; Fungi; Ascomycota; Sordariomycetes; Hypocreales; Nectriaceae. The coding region runs from base 1 to 1998 and encodes 665 amino acids.